CUGCAGAGCUGCACAGUUAACCUGAAGAUACUUAGGAUACAGAGGGCAUAUUGUUAGACAAUCAGGUGAAGAGGAGCAACUAAAAAUUUCAAACAAACCUAGCUAGACUAAAUGGUGAAGAGUUUGUCUUAAAUGCAACCAUGCUGAAUCCACGUUUGCUGAGAGUGAAGAAUGCCCUGAUUCGACAAUGUAUGGCUGAGUUCUUGGGAACGUUUGUCUUGAUUCUCUUUGGUUUAGCUGCAGCAGCACAGGUGAAAACAAGCAGAGAGACCAAGGGCCAAACUUUGUCAAUCCAUUUGUCGUGGGCUGUUGGGGUGAUGUCUGCCACAUUCCUUACAAAGGGGAUUUCAGGUGCCCACCUAAACCCUGCUGUGUCUCUGUGUUUCUGUAUAUUGGGGAAGCUGCAAUGGGGUUACCUGGUGCCCUACUUUCUCUCCCAGGUUGUUGGGGCCUAUGUGGGAGCGGCUCUGGUCUAUGCACUAUACUAUGAUGCUAUAAUGGAGUUUAGUGAAGGAAUUUUGACUGUUUAUGGCCCUAAUGAAACAGCGUCUAUAUUUGCUACAUAUCCAUCUGAAUACCUUUCAUUAGCAGGGAGUUUUCUUGACCAGGUAGUGGGCACUGGCACACUGUUAUUGUGCAUCCUGAGCCUGACCGAAAAGAGGAACACCCCGGCUCCCCCUGACCUGAUUGCACCCAUAGUUGCAGGGAUUGUGCUUGGCAUUAUAAUGUCCAUGUCGGCCAACUGUGGUGCCGCCUUAAAUCCUGCCCGCGACCUUGGACCACGCCUCCUCACACUGACUGCAGGCUGGGGAACUGAAGUCUUUACGUGUUACAAUUAUUGGUUUUGGGUACCAAUAGUAGCUCCGAUAACUGGGGCUCUUGCAGGCACCUCCUUGUAUUUGUUCUUCAUCGAAUGGCAACUGCCUGAUGAACCAAUGGAGAAGCUCCCAACAAUCUCUACUGUCAUCAAAAACUCUUCUGCCAUAUUGGAGAAAGAAGUUGUCCUGAAGUCAACACACUUCUAGUUCCUCAUUGUUAACUGGAGUACUUUCAGUCCAUUUUGAAUAACUACUUAUUGUUCAUUUUAGUUGGUUGAUGAUUUUUGAGAAAGAUAAAGCAUUUAUCUCUGCAGAUAAAACACUUAAAUCACAUUAACAUAUGUUAAUAAGCAAACUGUGUACUUCUCUACAAGGAUGAGUUACGCUUAUAAAUGUGUUGCAUCAAUUUGCCUUAACUUAUCAAGAAGGUCUCAAAUGCCAAAACUGAUGUGAAAACAGUUUACAGAACAAGUAGGCCUGAUCGGAUCAUUAGAAGCAAAGUGAAGGCUAAAAACCUUGCCAAGAGAAGACGGCACAUAGAUAAUAGAAAUAGAAGUCCAUGUCCAGAGGAGUGUGAUCACAAUUUUCAAAGCUCUACCCAAAUAAAUCUGAUUUGUGCCAAAGUUGGGCUGCUACUGAUACAGGAACAGGAACCUGAGGAAACCAAGAAAAACAAAAAACAGAAACACAGAAUCCAAGAGAUCUAAACAAUGUGUAAACUGAAACAAUAAAACAAGGACUCAACAAACAUAAGCGUCUACAUGUCAAGAGAAGGAGAUGAAAUGUGAUAAGUUUUGAUUGUGAGUGGCAUAGGAGUGGCAUUCAUAAGUGUUUAUUAUGCAAUGAAUGAGUUUGAGCAAGACAAAAUUUACUAGGUCCUCACCAAACAAUGAUUCAAAUCUUUUCAAGUUCACUACGUAUUUCAGCUAUAAUUCCUUUUAUUGAAAAUAUUAGAUGAAGUUACCACUUUCUAAGCACAAUAAGCAUUUGUAAAUAAUAAUGUUUAGCAUGCAUUAUAUGAUAAAACUGUAAUAAACACUAUAUCUCAUUGCCUCACUGUAAAGUGUUACCUCAUUUAUUUAUACUUGCUGGUGCUUAGUGCUAUUUUCC
This is a messenger RNA of Cyprinodon tularosa, 1928 nucleotides long. Its product is annotated as aquaporin-10-like. Gene Ontology annotation, biological process: water transport; glycerol transmembrane transport. Gene Ontology annotation, molecular function: water channel activity; urea transmembrane transporter activity; glycerol channel activity. Gene Ontology annotation, cellular component: plasma membrane; basolateral plasma membrane. The record is from RefSeq and is a predicted model, not a curated record. The transcript is spliced from 6 exons. Lineage: Eukaryota; Metazoa; Chordata; Actinopteri; Cyprinodontiformes; Cyprinodontidae. Bases 141 to 1025 code for a protein of 294 amino acids.